Messenger RNA from Adelges cooleyi (spruce gall adelgid), 2178 nucleotides. Its product is annotated as cytoskeletal protein Sojo-like. The record is from RefSeq and is a predicted model, not a curated record. Bases 352 to 2178 code for a protein of 608 amino acids. NCBI's taxonomy places the organism in Eukaryota, Metazoa, Arthropoda, Insecta, Hemiptera, Adelgidae. The transcript is spliced from 16 exons.
CCUAGUAGAAAAGCAUAAAAUUACCAAGUUUGCACCGAAUUGAUGGUGCCCUUGUGCACUAACGGCAUCAAAGAUAUAUUUGAGAAGUCUCCGUAUAAUUAUACAGAAGACGCUGAUUGGUGCUAUAAAGAAUACGGCGGUAAACACCUCAUUGCAUCGUCAAACAUCAUAUUUAGGUCCUACCUGAAAUGACAACAAUCUCCGGGCGAGCGAUUUUCUACAAUACAUUUCGUUUACAAGACAACCGUGUUGUGUUGAACUAGUGUAUUAUGUGUUAAUUAAAAUCGUAUAACAGUCGCAGAUUAGAAAAGUGAAAAGAGAUCAUUGUUUUUUUAUGUUUUUUAAUUCGUCAUGACGGACAAAACAGUAUUAACCAAUACUAUUGAAAAUGCCACCGAGCUGACGGCCCGUAUAAAAACAUUAAAUAAAAUUAUUGUACAAAUACAAAACGCCGAGAGUACGGCGGACAACUCGGACGAACUGGAAAAUCUGAAAAACAAUUUGAAAGACGCUGAAAAACAACUUGCGGUAGCCUUGAACGAGUUAGGUUCGGUACUGAAAAUAGACUUGGACGACUUCAAAUGCAAAACGACUGGACAAACUAGUACUAGUACGAGAGAAUGUAUUGCCGUUCGGCAACCGUCGACAGAGGGCAAAUUUGACGACACUGGUGAAAGUGCAUAUGAACAUUUAGCCGCCUUAGGCCAUUUAGAUAGUAUGGACAAAGAAGAAAUUUCGAAUGAAGUUAUCGAAAACGUUAUAGGCGAAUUAAAAAUCAAAAUGAAAGUGGCAGAAAAGCAUAACUCCAAACUUCGGUGCAAGUUAGACGAAGAAAAUAGAAAGAGUUUCAAGAUGGCCAAGAUGUUACGCAACAGAACGCCAUUCAGCAAAAUGAAAACUGGUGAAGUGGUAUUCCCGGGGAAAAAACAAAUGGAAACCAAAAUUGACAUAAUGACCAACGAGAUAAAGCGACUGAGACAAGAAUUUUACAAACUCCAGAUGGAACAUUGUCGUCUAGAACUGGCUAGAAACGCAAUGAUAGCCGCCGACUGUCCCGAACCCCCGGGAGAUGAUGACGUACAUGUUAAAACCGACAACAUUCUACAGCUCAAUGUAUUUUCUCAGAAAUUACAAGACAAUUUCUACGCCACGCUAGAAGAAAUAUCCAAGUUCCGGGUAAUGUUGGACGAUACAAAAAAUGAAUUAAGCUUCAACAACAAACAACUAUCUAAUGCAAAAGCGGAAAUUUCAGAAAAAUCUAAGGAAUUGACUGCGUUUAAAAAAUUGACCGAAGACCCUAGUAGCAUGAUACACGUUUAUAAUAAUGAGUUGAAAGACGCUAAAAAUCGCGUGGAAGGAUUGGAAAAGAUUAUCGAAAUGCAAAAAUGCGAAAUGGAAGCUAAAAACGAGAAAUAUAUGGAAAUGCUACAGAGAAAAGAAUUGAAAAAAAUUCAAUCCAACGAGCUGUGUCAAGAAAGAUGCAAGCGGGAAGUGGAAAACGAACAACAAUUUGAUCGUGUUAGGGAGUACUUUGAUAAACGUUUAGAGAGUAUAAAACAUUUCCCUAUUGCCUUCCAAGCCGCUAAAGAACAACUAUUUGAGCAAAAAGAAUUGAAAAAGGAAACGGAUAGAAAAAUUGAAUGUUUGAACGAUCUACUCAAAAAGAUAAGAGACAAAAAGAAAAACAUGCACACGGAUAAGUUGAAGACUCCCGAAGUUUUGGCAAUGGAAGCCAAAAAUGCCGAAAUGAAAAAUGAGUUAAAAAAAUUGGAAAAACAGUUGGCCGAAACCGAAAAACGUGGCUACGAAACCAAAAUUGCCGUAAAUCAAUUGAAGUCCGAGUUGGAGAGAAUUAAAAAAGAAUCAAGUUCCAAAAUUGCUGUAAUGAACAAAGGAUUGAAAAAACAAAUGGACAAGUAUUUGUGCGAUAUUAAGGAAUUACAACAGAGGAUAUCCGAAACCAAGGCUUAUGCUUGUUCGGAAACCGUACAAUUGGAAUUGGUGUCAGCAAAGCUAAAAGAACACAUGGACAGUUUGGAAUGCAACGUAGAACAAGCAAAAGACAACAUUACUGACAUCGAAAACACACAAAACUACGUACAAUUUAUAAAGAGAAACUUAUGCUAUCCGACCAUAAUUGUCAAAGACUUGAAAAAAGAUAAAAAAUGCACCAUGUGA